CCAAAAAAGUUGCGCGUAAGCUCUUCCUCAUUCCCCGUCCUCCCUCACUCCUCCAGGUACACGCCCUUUGACUUGUCAGGGGGAAAAGUUUGAAGAAAAAAAAAAGGCAAAUCACGGAAGAGGUUCAGCUUCUCCUACUUGUUCAGCAACUCAUCUGCUCUCAAAGUAGCGCGGCCAGGCGGACAAGAUCCAAAAGCGAACAUACUAGAACACAUCUGUACCACUUCUCUCUCUCCUCGCAAACGUUAUACGAACAAGAAGUCAUGGAGGAUGCUAUUAAGACAGUGGUGAAGGUCUUCGUGAAGUCGGCCAAGGGCGGUGACAGCAUGGGCGGCAAGGACUUCGACAACCUGGUGAAGAAGCAGCUGGGCAAUGUGCUGACGGACACAGACUCCAAGGGGGCGCUAAAGGAGAUGCGCAAGGGCCUGGACGAGAACCAGGACGGCAAGGUGAGCUUCGAGGAGUACAUGACGCUCAUCGGCUACCUGGCCAACUCCAUGAGCGAGGCCAAGACCAAGGAGAAGGCUGAGGCGCCCAAGAGCGAAGCGGCCGUCACCAACAGCGCCCCAGCCCAGGAGAACAACUCGGCGGCGGUGCCCGCGGCGGUGGCGCUGGUGGUGGAGCCUCCCAAGGUGGAGGUGAAGCCGGUGGAGGUGGCGCUGCCCGAGCCGGUGGCGUCGGCGGUGUCCGCGGCGGCGGCAGCGGUCGGGGUGGUGGUGGAGGAGGCGGAGCCAAAGGAGAGCGUCGACGGGGCGCUUGCCGCGGCCACGGCCGCCAUGUCCGUGGCCAAGGGAGUGGUGAAGGACGAGGACGCGACUUCAUAGGGCGAGCGAGGGCGGCGUGCGUUCCCCUCACCCGGUCUUCACGCGACGACGACGACAGCAUCACGGCCGGCACACACACACACACACACA
Messenger RNA from Gadus chalcogrammus (walleye pollock), 914 nucleotides. RefSeq names its product S100 calcium binding protein U (gene s100u). Gene Ontology annotation, molecular function: calcium ion binding. The transcript is spliced from 3 exons. The record is from RefSeq and is a predicted model, not a curated record. Gene Ontology annotation, cellular component: perinuclear region of cytoplasm. The coding region runs from base 264 to 824 and encodes 186 amino acids. NCBI's taxonomy places the organism in Eukaryota, Metazoa, Chordata, Actinopteri, Gadiformes, Gadidae.